CCUGUGCGCGUGCGUGUGACCGCAGCUACGAGCCGAUUUCUCCCACAUCCACCAGUUCUGACGCGAUUCCACCAGCUCCUCCAGCGGUAUGACCCAGUCCUCCCAGUGGCGGAGCUCUAGCCGGUGAACCACGGAGGAGACGGAGGGACACGCCGGGAUGGCGGGGGCCUUGGGCGGCGGGUUGAAGGGCUGCCAGAGGAUCCGAGGUCCGCAGCUCCGGAGCCUGAUGGAGGCGAAGGACUUCUUCCUCUUCGACUGCGACGGAGUGAUCUGGCACGGCGAGCAGGCGGUGCCCGGGGCCGCGGAGGUGGUGAGGGGGCUGGUCCGCCGCGAGAAGCACGUGGUGUUCGUCACCAACAACUCCACCAGGCCGCGGGAGACCUACGUGCACAAGUUCCUCCGCCUGGGCUUCACCGGGGUGCAGCUGGAGCAGAUCUUCAGCUCCGGCUACUGCUCCGCCAUGUACCUGCGCGACGUGGUGCAGGUCCGCGGGAGCGUGUACGUCAUCGGCUGCGCGGGGCUGCGCAGGGAGCUGCAGGAGGCGGGGGUCCCCUGCGUGCAGGAGGAGGAGGAGGGGGGGGAGCAGGACGCCAGCAUCUACACCUGCCCCCUGGCCCCCGACGUCAAGGCGGUGCUGGUGGGCCACGACGACAAACUGACUUUUCUCAAACUGGCCAAGGCCUCGUGUUUCCUGCGGGACCCGGAGUGUCUGUUCCUGGCCACAGACAACGACCCCUGGCACCCCCUGCCCGAAGGAAGGAUCCUGCCAGGUUCUGGGUCCCUCAUUGCAGCACUGGAGGUGGCCUCCGGGCGAAAGGCCACUGUGAUCGGCAAACCCAGCCGCUUCAUGUUCGAGUGCAUCUCCAGUCAGUUCAGCGGCGUGGACCCGGCGCAGUGCCUGAUGGUCGGCGACCGCUGUGAGACGGACAUGCUGUUCGGCUCGAACUGCGGCCUGGACACCAUGCUCACCCUCACCGGCGUGUCCCAGCUCCAGGAGGCCGAGGAGUACCGGGACAGCGAGCUGACCUCCAACCACAGCCUGGUGCCCCACUACGUGGUGGACACCAUUGCUGAUUUCUUACCCGCUUUGGAGGAACUGGAAGAACAGAGCAAUUGAUGCGUCCCUUUGCCUCCGGUGCUCUGCACAGAUUGCAUCUCCUACAUUUCAAAGCAAUGUUUAGUCUGGCGAAUGCAGAAAAAGUUAUGAAAAUGUUCCAAAUCCAAAAUGAUCCGAAACCAUAAAUGUUCCUCAGAAGAUCAUGCGUAGGCCAGAAUCUUUCUCGCAGUAAUCCAGUGCAUACCUCAGUGUUUCUUAUUGUGUCGUGCCCAUUUGUGACUUGACGGUUCCUUGUUGCUGUAAGUGUUCAUGUUAAUAUACUGCACUUGUUCAUAGGUCGUGUUUGAUAUUGGGGUUUUGAACACCCAGAGGUAUUUUUGUAAAGCCAUGAAUUGUUCUCUGAUGGCAUUCAUGUGUUUUAGGAGCUGGUUCUUUUAUGUUGCCAAAAAAAAAGGGUAUGUAUUCAUGAACACAGAUUAGUUGAACUCGUAUGUAUUUGCCUGGCUGUGACUUCUCCUCGAAUUAUUCAUGACGAGAGGAGGAAGUAAAAAAAACUCCUGAGCUUUUCUCAGCUCUGGUUUAGACUGAGGUGACAAUCUGCCAGUCGAGAAAAAGUGAAGUGUAUUUUUCACCUUUGGCCUUUUCUCUCAUGUCUGAGCUAAUUGUGCCAACAUUCCUGUGAGUGAUUAACAGAGAGCUGAGUCUCAUAGUUAGAAAAAACUGACCGUGGCCGAUCAUACUGCACUGUUGUGUAACCUCAAUGUCGUCAAUGUUUACCAUAUAGAGCAUGCCAGCAACGGUAACAAUAAAUCCCUAAAAACGGA
This is a messenger RNA of Limanda limanda (common dab), 1881 nucleotides long. It is a transcript of the gene pdxp, whose product is annotated as pyridoxal (pyridoxine, vitamin B6) phosphatase. NCBI's taxonomy places the organism in Eukaryota, Metazoa, Chordata, Actinopteri, Pleuronectiformes, Pleuronectidae. Bases 158 to 1117 code for a protein of 319 amino acids. The transcript has 2 exons. Gene Ontology annotation, cellular component: cytoplasm. The record is from RefSeq and is a predicted model, not a curated record. Gene Ontology annotation, molecular function: phosphatase activity.